Paramecium pentaurelia is the source of this 1027-nucleotide messenger RNA. NCBI's taxonomy places the organism in Eukaryota, Ciliophora, Oligohymenophorea, Peniculida, Parameciidae. The record is from the annotation of a GenBank genome assembly.
GAUGUUGUAAUAGCGACCACCUUUUCCUUCUGGAGUCAUGGACUGCAUUUUACCUAGAACUUAAGAACUUGGUGCUCUAUUUCUAAGUGGAAUAGAAGCAGCCCUUAAUCCCUAUUUAUUACAAUAGAAUCAAAUAGGCGCAAUACUUACUGUUGGAUCAGAAAUGGCCAAUUUGUAAUUCUAAGAUGCAAAUCAUAAAGUAUCUAAAUGUCAUAUGUUAGAUUCUCUAUUUGAAUGAUACAAGUCAUGAUCCCAUUAAAAAGUAUUUUGAUGAAUCUAUUUAAUUCAUUCAAGAGAACAGAUAAAGAUGCAAUGUUUUAGUGCAUUGUUAUGUAGGGGUCAGUAGAAGUGCUACCAUUAUCAUAGCAUAUUUAAUGCAAAUUUGCAAUUUCCCUUUCUAGAAAUCUCUUCAACAUUUAAUAUAAGUUAGACCUUUAAUAAAUCCUAAUCCAGGUAUAAAUGCAUCUUAUUAGGCUUUAUGCAAUAGUUAUAAAGUUUUGAUCAAGAAUUACUAAUAAAAAGAUUAAGUUAGAUUAGGCCUCCCUCUGUAGAAAUACAACGACCCAUAUCUGUACAUGGCUAGAGAAGAGAAUAAUUGAGUUCUCAUCGAUCAACAGGACUUCCUCAAAGUCCUUUAAAAAAAGUAAAUGCUCUUGGUUAAGUGAACCAAAGAUCUUUAAUGAUGACUCCAAUGUCAAUAAGAAAAGUAGAGAGUAAUCAUUUUAGACAGGGAACUCCAUUAAAAUUGAAAGAUAAUUUUUGUAAAAGCUUGAACUCUUCAAUAAAUAGUCAUGAUUUUAGAAAAGUUCUUUAAUAAUGUAAUUAAUUUCACAGUGCUAAAAAAUCAACAAAUGAUGGGAAUAUGAUAAAAUAGGCUGCUAUAUUUUGUAAGACUUACUCAAAUAAUUAAAAUCAUUUAAGCUAGGUGAAUUUACUAUUAAAAACUCCAGGAUCUGGAUUAGGCAUUUAAUCUAAGAGCAAAGUACCCUUAAAAAUUAAAGGGUCAAUCAUAUAAGAGUAAUACUGA